Molecule: messenger RNA, 1182 nt
Organism: Ogataea angusta
Lineage: Eukaryota; Fungi; Ascomycota; Pichiomycetes; Pichiales; Pichiaceae
Exons: 1
Coding region: 1-1182 (393 amino acids)
Biological process (GO): NADP+ catabolic process; NAD+ catabolic process
Cellular component (GO): cytosol
Molecular function (GO): NADH pyrophosphatase activity
Source: RefSeq, a predicted model, not a curated record
AUGACAGAUAUCUUUUUCGGAACAACUACAACUCUCAACAGGUUUUCAUUCCUUCGAGCCAACGAUGAUUUUAUCUCCAGAACCAUUGUCGAUCCCCUUUCCCCUACACGUUUAGUAUUUUACAAACAGGAUGGCAAAAAUGGGGUUCAUCCUUAUAUGAUUCAAAGAAGUGGCAAGUAUGGCUUGCUUAACUUGCAGUUGAAUACUCUUCCUUCACAUCUGGUUCAGAUUUUUCAUGACUGGAGUGCCAAAAAUUCAAAGAAAACGAUCGAUCUGAGAAACGAUGUUACGUUGGUCUUCUUGGGUCUCGAUGAAGACGGAUUGGACGAAAAAUACCUAUUCAACGAGAACUCUUUGACCAGCUCAUUCAUAUACCCAAAUUCUUACAAGCUGAAAGAUUAUCCUCAAUUCAAGUACGACAAAUUCCAGGGGACUCCUUACUAUGCAGUUGAUGUCACACACUGUCAGCAACUCCAAAAUUAUCUGUCAUCGUUUGAAGACGUGGAUAUUGUGAACAGCAUGAUGAGCAUUUUAGCGGUGUCCAAAAAUGAGUCGUCUUUGUUUGCAUACUCUAAGAUGUAUAUGGAUUGGCUUAUGAGAAAUAGAUUCUGCCCUGGCUGUGGACAGAAAGUAAUUCCAGUGGACUCUGGAACAAGACUCUUAUGUCAAACACCCAAAAAUGAAUGCCCUGUGAAAAGUUCUGCUGUGAGUAACGUUUGCUUCCCUCGUACAGAUCCAGUCAUUAUCGUGGGUGCUGUCUCCUCUGACGGGAAGAAAAUUCUUUUGGGGAACAACCAAAGACAUCCUGCUGGUCCAAACGGGAAGAGAAUGUUCUCUUGUAUCGCUGGGUUUAUGGAACCGGGUGAAACUAUAGAAGAGUCCACACUUAGAGAAAUUUGGGAAGAGACUGGAUGUUCUGCGCGGGAGGUCAAGAUAGUUGCAAGUCAACCUUGGCCGUUCCCUGCAAAUCUUAUGAUUGGUUGUUUCGGAGUUGUUCAUUUUGACGGAGUCAAUGAACUGAUUAACACAGAGCUGGAUAAUGAAUUGGCCGAUUGUAGGUGGUUUGAUGCUGACGAGAUCAAGACCCUUUUGAAUGGCGGAGACCUUGAGGACGUUUCUCUUCCAAUGGAAGGAAGUAUCGCAUACGAACUUAUUAAGAGCCUUGCUCUUGGUAAAUACUAG